Aspergillus pseudotamarii is the source of this 1320-nucleotide messenger RNA. Its product is annotated as isopenicillin N synthase family dioxygenase. Bases 75 to 1073 code for a protein of 332 amino acids. Gene Ontology annotation, molecular function: dioxygenase activity. The record is from RefSeq and is a predicted model, not a curated record. Lineage: Eukaryota; Fungi; Ascomycota; Eurotiomycetes; Eurotiales; Aspergillaceae. The transcript has 5 exons.
ACAAAAGUGCAGAUGGUCAAUCUAACCCUAGGUCCUUCUAUUCAUUUUGUCACCCAUCCCUCCAAAAUCAAGACAUGACCUUCAUCAAGGCAAAACGCAUUCCUUGUUUUGACUUCUCCAAAUUUACUGCAGGGGCUGCCACGGGUCGAGAAGCGUUUUCAUACUCCGUUCUAAAAGCAUUCCAGGAGUAUGGUUUCAUUCAACUGACAAACCAUGGCAUCGAAGGCCAAUUUGUGGACAGGCUGUUUAAAUGGAACAGAGAAUUAUUUGCCCUCCCUGCCGAGGCCAAACUCAAGGCUGCCCACCCACCGCAGCCCAAUCCGCAUCGAGGUUACUCUGCGGUUGGUCAGGAGAAACUGUCUAUGGUUUCUGGCUUUGAGAAAGGCAUUAGGACGAACAAGACGAUUUUUGAUCUAAAGGAAUCUUUCGAUCAAGGCAGUGCGGAUGAUGACCGGUACCCCAAUAUCUGGCCGGAUGAAACCGAUCUCCCAGGAUUCAGAAAGUUCAUGGAGACGACUUAUGAACGAAUGCAUUUGGUACACAUGGAACUUCUCCAUGUCUUGGAAACUGCGCUGCAUCUGGAAGCCGGAUUCUUUCAGGACAAGUGUCGUGAAAACACCAGCGAGCUCCGCCUUAACCACUAUCCAGCCUGUGAAACUGCACAGAUCUGCGAGCAAGGCGCCAUGCGGAUUUCCGAGCACUCGGACUUUGGGACUUUAACUUUACUGUUUCAAGACGCUGUUGGGGGAUUAGAAGUCGAGGACCAGGCAUCAUACGGACAAUUCAUCCCCAUCGAGCCGACGACGGCAGAUGUCUUGAUCGUCAAUGUGGGCGACUGCUUACAACGGUGGACGAAUGCUCUCGUGCGCUCGGCAAAUCACCGAGUGCGACUGCCUCCACAUGCGACAGAGGCGAUUCUCGCGGAUCGGUACAGUGUGGCUUACUUUGGUAAACCCAGUCGGGCGGAGAGUGUUGGUCCUUUGGAACAGUUUAUAUCCAACGAGUCACCGGCGAAAUACGAGCAUCUAUCGGCCUGGGAGUAUAAUCAGAGUAAACUGCUACGAACAUACUAGUAAGAGGCGGAUUUCUCAACCCGCAUUACCGCUAUGGCCUGUUGAGAUUCGUCUUGAAAAGGUCCCUUGCCCUAUCUAAACUGCAUUACCCUGACCAUACGAAUUCUUCACAAGUCUCCCACUGUGUCGUCUUUUGGCCAAGGAAGGCGGUUCAGUAAAACUGUCAAUCUUGCUUCACGAGGAGGCUACAUAUCUUGAAUUACUACAUUGUAGUAUUGUCUUAUUGUCGCACUGCGAAUCAGUGUAG